AUGGAGCUGCAAACACGUAUAGACGAAUGGAGAUGCAUAAUCACCCUUUUCCGAGAUGACAACAAUAGUGCUAUGGAAAAAUCGAACACUAAACAGUUGUCGAUAACACAAUAUGUGCGCGAUCGAGAAUUAGGCAUACGAGGUAUGCGUAAGCAACGUUUCGUCAGACAAGCCGAGGUUAAUAUGUACGAGAAUGGGAGUGGCACAACGGCGACGGAGGCAGCGGCGACGGAGGCAGGCUGUGACAGGGGCAGCGGCGGCGGAGGCAGCGGCGACGGAGGGCAGCGGCGGCCGGGGAGCAGCGGCGGCGGAGGCAGCGGCGACGGAGGCAGCGCGGCAGGGGCAGCGGCGACGGAGGCUGCGGUGGCGGGGACAGCUGCGACGGGGGCAGCGGCGACGGAGAUAGCUUCGGGAAUAGAGGAGGCGAAGGAGGCGUAA
Molecule: messenger RNA, 438 nt
Organism: Camponotus floridanus (Florida carpenter ant)
Lineage: Eukaryota; Metazoa; Arthropoda; Insecta; Hymenoptera; Formicidae
Product: glycine-rich RNA-binding protein blt801-like
Exons: 2
Coding region: 1-438 (145 amino acids)
Source: RefSeq, a predicted model, not a curated record